ACGUGACGGGAAACAUGACUUUUCUCUCGGAGGUACACAACACACACCACACAAAACUUCCCAUCAUAUGAUGCUCCAGCCUGGAAAUUCGGCACUGUAGCGUCCUCGCAGGCCUGUUUUACUGGUUUUUGGAGACGUGAUGAAGUGUUAAUACUGUUGAACGUGUCCGGCGUGCUUCCUGGCAUCGAGGCUUGUGUGUAAGUGGAAUAAUUUCCAGGGAAGCUGCAGUGAUGUUGUUUGCCUGCGCCGUGUUUCUCGGUGCAUUAGUGGCGCACACCUCGGCUCGGUACAGCCCCGACUGGAAGAGUCUGGACGCCAGGCCGCUGCCUUCAUGGUACGACGAGGCCAAGCUGGGGAUUUUUAUCCACUGGGGGGUGUUUUCUGUCCCCGGGUUUGGCAGCGAGUGGUUUUGGUGGCAUUGGCAAGGCCAGCAGCCUCCGGACCCGAAGUGUGUGCGCUUCAUGUCAGAGAACUACCCCCCCGGGUUUAGUUACCCCGAGUUCGCACCCCAGUUCCACGCCCAGUUCUUUGACCCGGGAGAAUGGGCAGAUAUGUUCAAGGCUUCUGGUGCAAAGUAUGUCGUCUUGACUGCCAAACAUCAUGAGGGAUUUACAAACUGGGCGUCUCCAAACUCCUGGAACUGGAACUCUGUUGACACCGGUCCUCACAGAGACCUUGUAGGAGACCUGGCAGAGGCAGUGCGCAACAGAUCAUUGCACUAUGGACUCUACAACUCCUUGUACGAGUGGUUCCACCCUCUCUACCUGUCUGACAAGAAGAAUGGCUUCAAAUCCCAGGAGUUUGUAUUUCAUAAACUACUACCAGAGCUUUAUAACAUGGUAGUAAGGUACAGGCCUGAGUUAAUCUGGUCUGAUGGGGACUGGGAAGCACCGGACACCUACUGGAACUCCACCGAGUUCCUUGCCUGGCUGUAUAAUGACAGUCCUGUCAAAGAUACCAUCGUGACCAAUGACAGGUGGGGGGCGGGCUGUGCCUGUAAACAUGGCGGCUACUACAACUGUGAAGACAAGUACACCCCUGGGAAGCUGCCCAAGCACAAAUGGGAGAAGUGCACAUCAGUGGACACUUUAUCCUGGGGUUACCGUCGCAACAUGAAGAUGAAGGAGCUGAUGGAUCUGCACACUAUCAUUGAGGAUCUAGUUCGCACUGUGGCUCUGGGCGGGAACUACCUUCUGAAUGUGGGUCCCACACCUGACGGGAUGAUCCCACCGCUCUUCGAGGAGAGGCUAAGGGGUGUUGGUGCCUGGCUAAAGGUCAAUGGAGAGGCCAUCUACGCUUCCAAACCCUGGCGGGUCCAGAACGAGAAUGCAACUGUACCAAUCUGGUACACUUCUAAAGGCACCACUGUCUAUGCCACCAUGACAACCAAGCCUUCCCAGACCACACUGUACCUGUUUGAACCUCGCACAUCAGAGACCACCAAGGUGACUUUACUGGGCAAUCCUAAGCCCUUGCAGUGGUCUUCAAUAUAUCCCAAUACUGGCCUUAUUGUCCUCCUGCCUGAGCUCCCCUUCACAAGCGGCCAGGCAUGGACUCUCAGACUGGACGGUGUCCAGUGAGCCUCAGAGACCUGAAGUGAUAAACUCACAAGGCUGAAAAAGGCUAUCUAAAAACUGACAGAAUGUAAGAAUGUAAGGGGAAAUUUGAUGAAAAGUGAAUUGCUCCUGGGUGAUUAGGGAACUCCUGUGUUGUAGAAUUGUAUUUUCCAUCAAUGCCGGCUCACUGUGACCUGAAACACUUCAAAGGUUAGGCACGCAGGCUUGAUGCCUCAUGUCACAAAGUGAAAGAAUGGAGCACUCCAUUUUAAUUUGUUUUUCCUUUUUUUUUUUUAAAUGCUGCGUGAGGAAAAUGAUGCCUUGUUGCUUUCAAGAAUAAAGGCUUAACAGCUCAGUAAUUGUUAAUUGUGCUCUGUUUAAAUGACUGAAUGAUUUUGAAUGAAAAGUACUACUUGCCAUUCAGAUUGUGAUUUUUUUUUUACCUGCUGUUUGUUAGCUGGCUAAUUGCUCUUCAUCUGAGACACUUCACAAUUUUUUAAUAGAUUGUUUGAACAUGCAAAACACUCUAUUUUUGUACUGUAUGCUUUUAAAUAACAAUAAAAGAUUUUGAGAUUAA
Myripristis murdjan (pinecone soldierfish) is the source of this 2133-nucleotide messenger RNA. RefSeq names its product tissue alpha-L-fucosidase-like. Lineage: Eukaryota; Metazoa; Chordata; Actinopteri; Holocentriformes; Holocentridae. Gene Ontology annotation, biological process: fucose metabolic process; glycoside catabolic process. The record is from RefSeq and is a predicted model, not a curated record. Gene Ontology annotation, cellular component: lysosome. The transcript has 8 exons. Bases 231 to 1580 code for a protein of 449 amino acids. Gene Ontology annotation, molecular function: alpha-L-fucosidase activity.